Seriola aureovittata is the source of this 2376-nucleotide messenger RNA. RefSeq lists its product as uncharacterized. The record is from RefSeq and is a predicted model, not a curated record. The coding region runs from base 278 to 1234 and encodes 318 amino acids. The transcript has 5 exons. NCBI's taxonomy places the organism in Eukaryota, Metazoa, Chordata, Actinopteri, Carangiformes, Carangidae.
GACAAACAGACCGAGACCAAAGUCCAUCUGGACACAGUGAGAAAACAAAUGAGGUGACUGCCCGCAGCACAGAGAGCAGGUGGACAGUGGCGUGUUCAGCAAAAUUAUAGGGAGAGAGACGUUUGCUAAGAAGGUGAAUUAUUAAUGUUAUUUUAAAUGUACUAUACUAUUAUUAGCAGUGGUAAUGAAUGGUGUUUACAGUCACUCAAAUGGAAUAAUUGGACUUUGAAAUGAUGAAAUAUGACUUCAUGAGGAAUUCCAGAUGGUUUAGUUCCGCAUGAGACAUUUGGCAGCUCUGCAAAAACAGGAAACAAUAAUAAACAGUUCAGGGAGGUGGAGGAGAGGAUGGUGCACCUCAGCGGUGAACAGUCUUUCAUCUAAUCAUGCACUAAAGCCCCUGGUCCCCACCCUCUGCCUGGUGGUCGUGGUGAUAUAUGGCCUGGCUGAUAAACUCAGAAACUUUGUGUCUGGCAUCUUCAUCCCUCAGUACCAUUACCCGUAUGCUGUGGCUCUCUGCUUUGCACAGGUUCUGAUCUCCUUGUUAGUCUUAAAUCUCCUGCAUGUCCUGGAUCUGGUGCCUCUGAAGCAUUACUCCAGGUCCCUGGGUGAGAGGGUGCUGGUGCCUGCUAUCUGUAACAGCAUCCAUGAUGUGCUGGCCAUGUGGGCCAAAGCCAGCAGCUCGUACGCCGGCCUCUUCGCCCUCACCCUGCCUCUGCUGCCCCUGUUAACUGUUGGCUUUAGUUUCACACUGAAGCUGGCAUCGCCGCCACCUAUCCACAUCUCUGUUCUGAUUUCCAUCGUGAGUGGGACAUCUAUUGUCAUCUCAGCCUCCAAGGGUCCGUCAGGUAUUGAACCUCUGGAGUACAUUUAUGCACCUCUGGCUUUAAUCCUCCACAGUCUCUCUCUAACCUGGCUGGCUAAAGUGUCUGACGCUGAGUGCCGCCACUCCCCUGAUGCCCAGGCCUCCAUUUUUGACAUCUACUACACCCAACUGGUCAACCAGAGCUGGGUGCUGGGCCUCCUGUGGCUGCUGCACCCGGACAGUCCCUGGCAGGUGUUGAGUCAGGGCAGCUGGCAAAGCCUGCUCUUUCAUGGAUACCUGCUUGCUAUUCUCCUGCUGGGGGUGGCGUUGAACUUCCUAGUUGGUAUAUCGGCUCUGUGUGUCUCGCCGCUUUCUGCUGCACUGCUCCAUUCAGCAAGGCAGGCGGUGCAGCCAUUCUUCCAGCUUCUGUAGUUUCACUUCAAAGGACUGUAGCAGUGAGACAUAUGCAAUUCAUUCAAUCAUUAACAACAGUGUUUUUUUUUUUUAUUCUGUGUAGAAUAACAAGUUACCUUUCGACUUUCUCCCUUUCACAGCAUCAUGACCUGUACUACUGAGGCACGUACAUAAAAUGCAGCAGAGAAGCAGCUUACAUUAAGUGAUUGAAACCAUGACAGAAUAUUACAAACACAUAGCAAGCUAAUUAUUUACACACUAAGACCAGUUAUUGUAUUAAUGCCAGCAGCGUGUUGUAACAGAGCACCAGCCUCAGGACAGGACAGGAUGCAGCGUACCAAACCACCUAAACAAAGACUCCCAUUACAUUAGUUUAAGACAGAGCAUGGCCUUAAUAGUACAGUAGCAGUUUCAAAACCAGCUCUUUGACAGUGGAACAAGUACAACUAAGCUGCAUUGGUCAAACAAUUCAAGUUUUCAUUUAGAGCUGAAGGUGAUUCUGCCUUAUCAAGCAAAUAUCAACAUGUAUAUCCAUGAAAAUCUGCAGACAUUUGAGGAGAACUGUGAAUAAUAUCGAGACAAAAACUGAGAUUUUUUUUAUAGUGAAAACAGACUUUUGGAGCCUAUUGUACAUGUGAUGUAAUUUACUUAACAGUAUUUAAGAGGUUUAACUUCUCAUGUUUCACUCAAUUAAUUUGCAACCACAGCUUUGUGGGAGUUGUCCUUGAAUGACUCUGGACACUUUUUUCAGAUGAGAAGGGACAACAGUGAGGUUGUUUGUACUGGACACAGACAGUUGAGCCCACCUAUUACAUUUUGUGUUAAAAAUACCUAAACUCAGAUCUUGACUGAAUUAAUUUUUAACCAGAGAAAGUUGCCCUUGAAUGAAUUUGACUGCUAAUGUAUGUCAAAUGAAAAGGGGUCACGAUGAGGAAAGAGUUAAAUGGUGCCGACACCAUUUUCUUUCAGUCUCUUGUAAGUUAUUAUCAGAAGACAUAGUAUGUCUUAAUUUAAGAAUAAGGUAAUAAUUAUCAGCUUUUUCAAAAUGUGUACUGAAGUAUUACAUUUAAAGAAAAAUAAUAAUGAAUAAUGUUGAGCUGUGGUGAUGGUGCACCGGAGAGAAUCUGUAUACACUGAAUAAACUGAAAUGACAGAAAUAA